This is a messenger RNA of Racocetra persica, 241 nucleotides long. NCBI's taxonomy places the organism in Eukaryota, Fungi, Glomeromycota, Glomeromycetes, Diversisporales, Gigasporaceae. The record is from the annotation of a GenBank genome assembly.
CAUUUUUAUGGUAGUGAAUUACUAGAAUAUGACUUGAAAGACAGUGUAAAUAGAUCUACAAUUAAUGCAAGUCAAUUAGAAACUAUUGAUCAAAACUUUAAUAAAGACUUCAAGCAUAUUUUUGAACCUUAUCAACUACAACUAAAUAGUAUCAAUAAUACAAAUUUAUCAAUUGAGAAAGCUAUUAAUAUUUCAAGUCUAUUAUUUAUUGAUAAUAAUGACUUAUUUAUUGAAAAGCAAA